AUGGCCGGCCCCGUGGAGCCGCUCGUUCCCCGCCCCCAGGCCCCCCUGCCCGCGGCCGGGGACGAGCCCGGCCCGGGCAAACUCCGCCCGGAGCCCGGGGGCAGCGCAGCCGGCGGGGGGAGCGCGGCGGUCCAGGGCCCGGCCCCCGAGGAGCCUGGUCGCAGCCGGGCCGAGCGCGCCGUGCCCCCGCGCCCUCCCCCCUCCUCCGCAGGCCGCGCCAGCCCCGCGGGGGGCCCCGGCGCCCUGCCUGCGCGCGGCGGCUGGGUCGCAGCCCGCGCUCCCUCCGCGCUCGCCUUCUCCUCCCCUGUCCGCUCCUCCACUCCAUCUUCCUUUUACUUCUGGCCGCCGCCCCCUCCGCCCCCUCCUUCUCCUCUCCCCUCCUCAUCUGCCUUUCACUUCCCCGUGCGUCUCCCAGGAAGGGAGGGCGCGGGCGGCGGCGGCGGCGAUGCUGGCGGAGGAGGAGGAGGAGGACAAGAGGCAGCUCCCUUGAGCGUCCCCCCCAGCAGUAGUCACCGCGGCGGCGGGCGGCGGCGGCUCUUCCUCUCCCCUGCGCUCCAGGGCUUGCUGCUGCCAGCUCGCGCCGGGCCCCGGCCGCCGCCGCCGCCGCCCCGGCUCCCGCUCGGCCCGGCGGUCCUCCGCGCGGGCUCCCACGGCUUCCCGGGCGCCGGCGGGGGCUGCCCCGGCUCCGGCCCCGGUCCCAGCCUCGGCGGCGGCGGCCGAACUCCGCGGUGGCCGCGAGGCGCCGGCGCCGCCCUCGUCGCCGCGUCCUCGCUGCUUUUCGGUGCCGACAUGGAAGAUGGACCUUCUAAUAAUGCGAGCUGCUUCCGAAGGCUGACGGAGUGUUUCCUGAGCCCCAGUUUGACAGAUGAAAAAGUGAAGGCAUAUCUUUCUCUUCACCCCCAGGUAUUAGAUGAAUUUGUAUCUGAAAGUGUUAGUGCAGAGACUGUAGAAAAAUGGCUGAAGAGGAAAAACAACAAACCAGAAGAUGAAUCAUCUCCUAAGGAAGUCAGCAGGUAUCAAGAUACAAAUAUGCAGGGAGUUGUAUACGAACUGAACAGCUAUAUAGAACAACGGUUGGAUACAGGAGGAGACAACCAACUACUCCUCUAUGAAUUGAGUAGCAUCAUUAAAAUUGCCACAAAAGCUGAUGGAUUUGCACUGUAUUUCCUUGGAGAGUGUAAUAAUAGCCUUUGUGUGUUUACCCCACCUGGAAUCAAGGAAGGAAAACCCAGGCUCAUCCCUGCUGGGCCCAUCGCCCAGGGCACCACCACCUCUGCCUAUGUGGCCAAGUCCAGAAAAACGUUGCUAGUAGAAGACAUCCUUGGGGAUGAACGAUUUCCAAGAGGUACCGGACUGGAAUCAGGGACGCGUAUCCAGUCUGUUCUUUGUUUGCCAAUUGUUACAGCGAUCGGUGAUUUGAUUGGCAUCCUUGAGCUGUACCGGCACUGGGGUAAAGAAGCCUUCUGUCUGAGUCAUCAGGAGGUUGCAACAGCAAAUCUUGCCUGGGCUUCAGUAGCCAUACAUCAGGUUCAGGUAUGCAGAGGUCUUGCCAAACAGACUGAAUUGAAUGACUUUCUACUCGACGUAUCAAAAACGUAUUUUGAUAACAUAGUUGCAAUAGAUUCUCUACUUGAACACAUAAUGAUAUAUGCAAAAAACCUGGUGAAUGCCGAUCGUUGCGCCCUUUUCCAGGUAGACCAUAAGAACAAGGAGUUGUAUUCAGACCUUUUUGAUAUCGGAGAGGAAAAGGAAGGAAAACCUGUCUUCAAGAAGACCAAAGAAAUAAGAUUCUCAAUUGAGAAAGGAAUUGCUGGUCAAGUGGCAAGAACAGGGGAAGUCCUGAACAUUCCAGAUGCCUAUGCUGACCCACGCUUUAACAGAGAGGUGGACCUGUACACAGGCUACACGACCCGGAACAUCUUGUGCAUGCCCAUCGUGAGUCGGGGCAGCGUGAUCGGCGUGGUGCAGAUGGUGAACAAAAUCAGCGGCAGUGCCUUCUCUAAGACGGACGAAAACAACUUCAAAAUGUUUGCUGUCUUUUGUGCUUUAGCCUUACACUGUGCCAAUAUGUAUCAUAGAAUUCGUCAUUCGGAGUGCAUUUACCGGGUCACCAUGGAGAAGCUGUCCUAUCAUAGCAUUUGUACUGCAGAGGAAUGGCAAGGCCUCAUGUGUUUCAACCUUCCCGCCCGUCUUUGCAAAGAAAUUGAAUUGUUCCACUUUGACAUUGGUCCCUUUGAAAACAUGUGGCCUGGAAUUUUCGUCUACAUGGUCCACCGGUCCUGUGGGACAGCCUGCUUUGAGCUUGAAAAGUUGUGUCGUUUUAUCAUGUCUGUGAAGAAGAACUAUCGCCGGGUCCCUUACCACAACUGGAAGCAUGCGGUCACGGUAGCACACUGCAUGUACGCCAUACUCCAGAACAACCACGGGCUCUUCACCGAACUCGAGCGCAAGGGACUGCUAAUUGCGUGUCUGUGCCAUGACCUGGACCACAGGGGCUUCAGUAACACCUACCUGCAGAAAUUCGACCACCCCCUCGCAGCGCUAUAUUCCACGUCGACCAUGGAACAGCACCACUUCUCCCAGACCGUUUCCAUCCUUCAGUUGGAGGGGCACAAUAUCUUCUCCACCCUGAGCUCCAGUGAAUAUGAACAGGUGCUUGAGAUCAUCCGCAAAGCCAUCAUUGCCACAGACCUUGCAUUAUACUUUGGAAACAGGAAACAGUUGGAAGAGAUGUACCAGACCGGAUCGCUAAACCUUAAUAAUCAAUCACAUAGAGACCGUGUCAUUGGUUUAAUGAUGACUGCCUGUGAUCUUUGUUCUGUGACAAAACUGUGGCCAGUAACAAAAUUGACGGCGAACGAUAUAUAUGCAGAAUUCUGGGCUGAGGGUGAUGAAAUGAAGAAGCUGGGAAUUCAGCCUAUUCCCAUGAUGGAUAGAGACAAGAAGGACGAAGUCCCACAAGGCCAGCUUGGAUUCUACAAUGCCGUGGCCAUUCCCUGCUACACCACCCUCACCCAGAUCUUCCCGCCCACAGAGCCUCUCCUGAAAGCCUGCAGGAAUAACCUGAGCCAGUGGGAGAAGGUGAUUCGAGGGGAGGAGAGUGCCGUGUGGAUCUCGAACCCGCCGGCGGCCCAGGGGACCUCGGAGAAGCUGCCUGUGAAGAUCGAUGACUGAUGGCGCUCCUGAGCCCUCCCACCUGAAGGUGUUCAUCUUGCUUCUUUGACUUUUCUUCCUUUUAUUUUUGUGGGGGGAACCUACACCUGGCAACUGGGAUGCAGACCUCUUCAAGAAGGUACCAUCAAGUAAACACAUCCAGCAGACGGCACCCUGCCAGCCUCCUCUGUACGGCGUCGCCGACGGUGAUCAGCCAGGACCAGAAAUCCGCAGCCCCAGUGACUCCUUGUGAACUGGCCUUUUCUAAUGGGCUAACAUAGCUGAGGCCUUAAUGGAAAUGGACAAUUAUUCGGAAGGGGGUACUUUUCCCUGUAUCUUUCCAGUGAGGGUUAAAACGGUACUAAUAUGAUAUUGUACUUUGGCUUUAACACCAGUGUUGCUUUGAUGUUGUUGGUUAUAAAUAGGAACUUUUACAUGUUACUCUUGUGGAUGUUCAUGUGUGACCUACUUGUAAUUAGCGUGAAUCAUAGCAGACAGCCUCAGACACGUGGCAUCGAGGUUACAGAGUAAGAAGCGCCUUUCUGCAAUCAGUGAUGGAAAAUCGAUUCUUCUUCAGAGCCUCAUGAAUUAAAAGUUAGGUGGACUUAAAGCAUAUUCUUUAAGCUUAUACUAAAGGGCUUAGAUGAAUAAAUUUAACACUAAAGGAAGCAGAUUUUCUAUCCUCUUGAAAAGAGAUGCAGGUAUACAUCAUAAUAAAUCUCAGAAAUCCAAGUAUCAAUUCAAAAAAUGUCAGAGAGUAUUGUUGUCUUUACUUUUUUUCUUUAUUGUAGUCUUGGCAAAUUUCCUAAACCCUUUACAUAAAGAACAAAAUAAAAGCAAGGCAUACAAUUUAUUUUCAACGGACAAGUCUUAGGGAUGUAAAAUGUGAAUUUUUAACAAUGAUUCUUUUAUGUUUUCACUUGAUGUCAUUGCAAAAUCUUAAACUCACAUUCAAAGUGGAAGGUUUGUUCUACAAAUUAUUUAAUUACAAGACCAUACAUUUCUCUUAAAAUCAAUUAAACCAUAACAUUUCAGCCUCCUGGAGUCUUCACUGCGAGCCGCUCAUCCAUCUCCUGUUUGUCCUCCCCUCGUGCUCGUGCUCUGGAUGGGUCUUUCGUAAGCUCUCUGCCCUCGGCAGCUGCAUCCGGGCCCAUCUCUGUUCUCUUUGCUCUGCUCAAGAUCAAAUAUCUACAGAGACACCUGCGUCUGCCGUGUCUCUCCUGUAUCAGUUUUGGUAGGCUCAUAUUACUCUACAAUGUGAAUGUUUUGAAAAAAUAUACAAAAGUAAUAGUCUGGACCCCCUCCUACAAGGAUUAUACACCAGUCACUUCUGGUGCAUAUUAAUGCUUUAAGGAUUUUUAGCACAAUGACUUGGUAACCUCCGAAGCUGUGCUAGUCCUGACCUGAAGGAAUUAGAGUCUCAGAAGUGCUAGGCUGAUCCGUAACAAAUGGCUUAUCCACGAUUCUCGAAGCAGGAAACUGGAAUAUUACUUUCAAUAAAAUAAAUUUUUAAAAAUAUUCUUCUGCACAUCCAAUACUAUAUACAUUGUUGUUCAUAUGAGCUUGGUUUGUGCAAAAAUGAUGAAAUCAGGCGUUUCUAUAAUAUGGUUUAUUUGUGUUGCAGCAGAGUUAGCUAUACACGAACAUAGUUCUUAUUUUAAAAUUAACACUGUGUGUUCAGUUUCCUUAUGGGCUUCUGAAAGUUGCCAGGGAGCUCCAUUUGCUAUUAUAAUUAUACAAUAUGAGGUAAAAUGAAAUAACAAAAGAGAGAGAAUACCACUGUGGCUAGAUACACACACACACACGGAUGUGUUUAGCUGUGCACGCAUAGACAUUCAUGUAGGUACACACAUGUAUGUAGAUACACACACAUAUAUGUGUAAGAGAGAGAAAGGGAGAGAGAUGCAAACACAUCUUUGAAAAGUAAAAAUCAGCCCCAUUCUUCAAAAAGUGAUUUUUCGUGUUGGAAAAUGUAUAUGGUUUGAUAUAGAGCUGACCAGAAGGAGUCCUUUCUCAUGUUAAUGUACUCACAGAACUGAAUUCUACAAAGUUGCGUACAUCCAAACUUUCUACGGCCAAAUGUAUGAAACUGGACCCAUGAGAUUCAACUUUAAUCACAAAAGUUACUUAGGUCAUCUAACUGAACCUGGAGACUGAAUUGCAAGGGGGCAGGAAAUAUCAUUGAAGACUAUUGUUUAAUUUAAAGGAUUUUAAAAGAGUGCAUGAAUUCUGCUUCUUGAAAUAGACAACAGUCAUGGGGGAGGGAAUGCUAUGGCUAUUUUUGCAUUUUUAAGGUUGCUGUUCUGACAUGAUUAUUAGAGAAAAGUAUCUUAUUUUGGCAUACCCAGGUGUAUUGCAUUACGUGACCUGUACUUUGAGCAGUAGUUUCCCAAAGAAACGUGUAUGGAGUUAUCGGUUGGUUGAUUUCUUGUGAAAUAGUCAUAAUAGAAACAAAGUUUGAACAAAGGACUGUAUUCUAAUGUAAACUGUUACUAUUACUUUUACCAUGUGUAAGAUUGACUUAGGAAUCAUAGAUUUACCUAAAAUGAAAGGGCCUCAGAUGCAGUGAUGUUUAGUUAACAAUCUGUUUUGGAAAACACACAGUUAGGAGUAUUUUGUAUCUCGGCAGAUUGAUUUAGCAGACACGCUUUUGAGUUCUGUCUUGUCUUUUCCCCAGAUUUUUUUCUUUAAAGGGCAGAUGGUUUUUAUCGCCAAAAGUUUUGAUGAGUUUCUCAUUAAAGUGGUAUUUUAUAUUGGGUCAAAGUUUCCCUGUUCAGUAUAAAUUUGGUAACCAGCUGUGAGUAUAUGUAGAAUAUUUGAUUUGCAAAGUUUUUUAUUGGUUGUGCUGAUUUAUAAUAGAUACAGUUUUAUCAUCAAAUGCAAUUAUUCCAUUCAGAGAUAGGGAAUAUAUUUUUUAACUAGAAAUUUUCUUGGAAAUGCAUGCUAACAACGUGAACUAUUGAACUCGGGCAGCGGAAUAAAAUUCUAAAAAAUGCAAGUAUCUGAUUAAUUACUAGUUGUGAUUUAAUUAAAUAGAAAAUCUUAAAUGCAAUUAAUGUGGAAAGGAAUUCUCAAAAAUGACCCUUUUGCUAGGGCAGGAAUUGUGAUCCAUUUCCCAGCUUUAGUUAUUUCUAAGAAGCACGUGAGAAACCAAUGUUGGAAGAGAGACCAGGUUUUGAAUUAGUCACACGCGGUUGUCCUCCAUCCUGACUCUUCUCUCAAUGGAAAAGCAUCUGUGCAGACAAUCACGGUGCUGCUCGGGGUGACUUGUUCUCACGGCAGCAAAAACAGAGCUAAUUCAGAACUAGAUUUGUUCAGUGUAGGUUUCCUCUUUUCAGCAUGCUUUUCAGAUAUUAUGCUUUCUUUAUUUUAUGCAAUCAACCUCAGUGAAUUUUGCUUUCUUGGUAUAUUCAAGCACAGUAGCUAUGUUUGUACACGAUACACAUAGAUGCAUAAAUCCUUAGCUUCCUGGAUUGCUUAAUAGAUUUAGUUUUGAGUAUUAUGUUGCUGGUCUUUUAACCCAGAGUAAGGUCUGAGUUUUAAUAGGACUAAGUGAUUCACCAUGCCUUGGCCUGUGCCUUUAUUUUAAAUUCUGUAAUUUUACUUCUUCAUUCAUAUAUUCAUUGUUUUGCUUUCUUGCUUAACUAUAAUUAAAAACAUUUCAAGGGACACAUCCAUGGUUAAUUUUAUCAAGUGGAAUGAGUUAGGAUCAUUCUCUCCUUAUCAGAUUUCUAUCCCUUAUUUUAUUUCAUUCAUAGUCACCCUUGUGACCAUAACCGAUGAACUGUUCAGAUUCAGUCUUUUUUGCAAGAACUUCCAAGAGCUGUGACACUGAUUAUGAUGUGAUUUUGUUGGGUUUUUCAGGUACAUAUGCAUGAUUUAGAUUUUGAAAAUCACUUCUAUCUUUGUAUAUUUCAAAUGUAUUUGCUUUCUACACUUUGCUGAUUUUAUUCAGGAUUUAAUUCUUUAAAGACAUAUUCAUUUAGUCACCUUAGUGUAUCCCUUCUAUUGCAAGUAUUGAUCUGAUUUUAAAAUCACUGUAAAAUGUAAAUCAGCCGAGUAUGCUGUCAGGGAUGGUUUCCCCAGGCUUGUCUGUAGAGCAUGGCUAGUAUAUUUUUACCUUUGCAUUAAGUAUUUAUCCUGAUACACAUUUUGCCAAUUUCUUUAAACACUUAAGUUUAAAUUAGUGAUACCCAAUGCAGUGCUUACACUUCUUGUUUUUUGUCUUUUUUUUUUUUUUUUUACUGGAUAUUUUGGUUGUCUGAAGCACUAGAUACAUUUAUGUGAUGAUAAGAAUAGAAAAAAAGGAAGAAAACAGUUUUGAUGCUGUUCUGGUUCUAAAUUGAAAAGAUGGGACAAAGUGAAAGACAAGAAACACGUUUGAAAUCCAAAGAAGCAUUACCACCUUCAUCCGAACUCUAAGCUUUUCCCUUCUCUGACUGACAGUGGAAGGUCCUGCAGAGCUGACCGCCCUGAGAGGGUGCAGACCUGCGUGUACCCCUGCUGGGCACGGGUGAGCGUUACCCCAGGACCCAGGCCGAAACUUCCAGCCAGAUCACGCUUGCCAAUUAGGGUAGUCGGUUUCCACACAUCAAGUUUCAGCUAAUAUUUUUGAGGAACCGUACAUUCACUGAAGCUUAAGUGGAAAGGUUUUAUUCCUAUUGCAGGAUAAGUUUUAAAAGUGUGUUAUCCAGUACCCUAGGCCACCUAAAAUAUCAUCCUAUCCUGGGCAUUGCAGCUUUUGUUUUUUCUUUAGUUCCCAGUCUUGUGCCGUAUCUCAAAUAUACUGUGUAAACGACAUAUGGGAACACUCUUUUCCAUAUGACCUGUUGUAUGGUGUAUGCCCUUUAUAUUCACUUAGUGUGCACACUGAGAGUAGAUGUAGUUGUAGAAGGUGUUUCUAUACCACGACCCCCACCUAUUCACCAGAACCCACCCAGUGACCCACUGGAAAAAGUGUGCGUGCCCAGAACACUGUGAAACAGUUACCAAAAUUUGUAGAAAUGCAGCAUCUUGACUCUUUCUGAAAAGAAGAGGUGACUUUUUUUUUUUUUUUAACAAGUCCUUAUGAACAAAGGAGAUCCUCUAUCCCUGCCUAGCCAAGGCAACUAAGAGUUUGCUGGUGAUAAUCUCCUUGCUGACCAGAAGCUGCUGGAGUGGAAUACAGGUUACAAGCUGUCAAAAAUACAAUGCUCAUAAUAAGCUGAUUUGUAGAGUCGAUGGACCUGUAUCCAAAGUUUUAAUGGGCUCACUUUUGGAAGGAGAAGGAAUUUUGAGUUAACAAUAUCCAAUUUCAUUACAGUUAAUAAGUUAUAACUUUAAAAAUAUUUUAUAUGUAUGACAUAUAAAAACUUUGUAAAAUGCACAAGUGCAAUAAUUUAAAGAGGUCUUAACUUUGCAUUUAUAACUUAUAAAUAUUGUACAUGUGUGUAAUUUUUUCAUGUAUUCAUUUGCAGUCUUUGUAUUUAAAAUAAACCUUUACUGUCAUGUUUGUAUAAUAUAACAAUAAUCAUUGAUUAUAACCUAGGCAAGUUGUAAAUAAAUUCAUAAUUCAAACAGCCAGUAUAUAUGCAUAUAUGGGUGUUACUCUGCAAAAUCUUUGUGUUACUUACAUGCUUAGAGCAGCAAGAAACCUUUGUUGAUAUGUAAUUAUACAUUUAAAGUAUAUAUAUAUGUAUGAUACAUGAAAUAUAUGUAGAGAUGUUCAUAACUUUAAUGGCUAUCCUUCGGUGUGAAUAAUUGAAUACAAGAGUUUUUAAAAUAUCACCUUUCACGUUUAUCAUUUGUUCUCACGUGUGGGGAAGGUAAGAGAUAUUUGCAGCUUCAUAAAAGUUCAUGUGCAAACUCUCCAGGCCUUGUCUGCAGAGGAGAGACCAAGUUCACAGUGGAGCAACGUGGUAUGUUUGCUUCAGCCAUUUUCUGGCAGAAAGGAUGAGACAACAUAAAACGUUAAAUUUUACACGAUGAUUUGUAUUAACUCCACUGUGUAAUUUUAAAAGUGAAAAGACUCUUUGGGAAAAGUGUGGUCUUUUAGAAAGACUGCUUCAUGUUACAAAACUCAUGAGCCCCAGUGCCAAGGCUGCUUCCUGAAACAGCUUCCCCACUGGCAGGGCUCCCAGGACCAGUCCAAGCCCACAUGGCUCAAGAGUGGGAAGGACUCCACGUGGCGUGCGUGUUUACACUGAGUGCUGGGAUUCUCUCUGCUAGGAAAAAAAAAUGUUCUCAGCUAAACUCACAUAAUCUUUAAGCCGUGAUCAGUAUCCUUAUGGCUUCAUCUUUUAAAACUCCGCUUAAAGUAAUGGUGUUUAUUUGACUCUCUCUGCUUGCCAUCAGGUGGGCAGGGAAAUGAUAAAUAUUUAAGACCAGAAAGUUGAAGCUGAAUCGCAUCCCAAGACCAUCUCUCACCAAAAACAUAUUAGAGCUACAUUUGGGAGUCAAUGAAAUAAAUGUUUCCUGGAAUAAAGACUUGUGGCGUUGUUAAACACGGGUGUCCACGGCCUUGUUAAUUCGACGAACGUAGAAAGACCUUAAAAUGGAAUUCUGCACACCGAACUCUUAUUAAUGGACGGCUCUCUGAGCACACAGCACUGUGCAUGUUGUGGACAGGAGUUUUGUUAAAUAUUCAUUUCCUGUGAAACUGUGUCAAAUGUUUACUGUGUUUAAAAUAAAUUUCAUGAGCUAAUA
Balaenoptera acutorostrata (minke whale) is the source of this 9837-nucleotide messenger RNA. RefSeq names its product phosphodiesterase 10A (gene PDE10A). The record is from RefSeq and is a predicted model, not a curated record. Gene Ontology annotation, molecular function: 3',5'-cGMP-stimulated cyclic-nucleotide phosphodiesterase activity; protein binding. Gene Ontology annotation, biological process: negative regulation of receptor guanylyl cyclase signaling pathway; signal transduction. NCBI's taxonomy places the organism in Eukaryota, Metazoa, Chordata, Mammalia, Artiodactyla, Balaenopteridae.